This is a messenger RNA of Eurypyga helias (sunbittern), 808 nucleotides long. Its product is annotated as ephrin type-B receptor 2-like. The annotation marks the transcript as partial. The transcript has 3 exons. Gene Ontology annotation, cellular component: neuron projection; membrane. The record is from RefSeq and is a predicted model, not a curated record. Gene Ontology annotation, biological process: cell surface receptor protein tyrosine kinase signaling pathway; protein phosphorylation; axon guidance. Lineage: Eukaryota; Metazoa; Chordata; Aves; Eurypygiformes; Eurypygidae. Gene Ontology annotation, molecular function: ATP binding; protein binding; transmembrane-ephrin receptor activity.
AUGUUACAGCUGUGUGCAAUGGGAACCAGAGUCUUGGGGUCUGCCCUAUACAAAGAAGAGACGCUGAUGGACUCCACAACGGCAACAGCAGAGCUGGGCUGGACAGUGCAUCCUCCAUCAGGGUGGGAAGAGGUGAGUGGGUACGACGAGAACAUGAACACGAUUCGCACCUACCAGGUGUGCAACGUGUUUGAAUCCAGCCAAAACAACUGGCUCCGGACCAAGUACAUCCGGAGGCGAGGAGCACACCGCAUCCAUGUGGAGAUGAAAUUUUCUGUUCGGGACUGCAGCAGCAUCCCUAAUGUCCCAGGAUCCUGCAAGGAGACUUUUAACCUCUACUAUUUUGAGUCAGACUUUGACUCGGCCACCAAGACUUUCCCUAACUGGAUGGAGAAUCCUUGGAUGAAGGUGGAUACUAUUGCUGCUGAUGAGAGCUUCUCGCAGGUGGACCUAGGUGGACGGGUGAUGAAGAUUAACACAGAGGUGCGCAGUUUUGGGCCUGUCUCCAAGAAUGGUUUCUACUUGGCCUUCCAGGACUACGGAGGAUGCAUGUCCUUGAUUGCUGUCCGCGUCUUCUACCGAAAAUGUCCCCGCGUGAUCCAGAACGGGGCUGUCUUCCAAGAAACCCUCUCGGGAGCAGAGAGCACCUCACUGGUGGCAGCCCGAGGGACGUGCAUCACCAAUGCAGAGGAGGUGGACGUGCCGAUCAAGCUGUACUGCAACGGGGAUGGCGAGUGGCUGGUGCCCAUUGGCCGCUGCAUGUGCAGGGCGGGCUAUGAGUCCGUGGAAAAUGGGACCAUCUGCAGAG